Molecule: messenger RNA, 729 nt
Organism: Pleurotus ostreatus (oyster mushroom)
Lineage: Eukaryota; Fungi; Basidiomycota; Agaricomycetes; Agaricales; Pleurotaceae
Exons: 2
Coding region: 1-729 (242 amino acids)
Molecular function (GO): peroxidase activity
Source: RefSeq, a predicted model, not a curated record
AUGCCCUCCUCUACGAGCAACAUGCCCCCCAACGCCCCGCACCCGUACGCACCCCCGAAAGAGGGGGAAAAGAGGUCGCCGUGCCCUGGCCUCAACGCAAUGGCCAACCAUGGCUUCAUACCCCGACAUGGACGGGAUCUCGGUUUCGUGCAGCUCGUGAACGCGAUGCGUGAGGUAUACAAUCUGUCGAUACCUCUGGCAUCUCUUCUCGCGUUCGCUGGCCUACUCCUUUGUGGUCAUUGGAAAGGAUUUCAGAUGGUGGUUGACCUAGACGCGCUCGCAGCCCACAACAAGAUUGAACACGACGCAUCCUUAGUACACACGGAUGCCAUGAUUGGCGACAAGGCAGCCCCAAUUGGCGUCGAUCAGAGUCUUGUCCAUAGGCUCAGCGCGUACGGCGCCCCUGGCUCCGGUCUAGCGCUCAGCGACUUUGCUAGAGCGCGCCACGAUCGCGAAGCGCUAUUAAAGAGGCCUCUCAGCGGUCCUCACGAAGAGAUCGCAUGCGCGGAACCAGUGAUGACUUGGCUCAUUAUGAAGGAUAGCAAUGGGGAGGUUCCUCGAAAGAGCAUCGAGCAGUGGUUUGGGGAGGAGAGGCUUCCGGAAGGAUGGUCGCGUCCUUUGAAGACGGUCGGGCUGAUGCAGACCCGGGGUAUGGUCAAGCAGCUGAAGGAGAUCAUGAAGCUACCGGCUCCUCCGACCAUUGUGAUCGACCGGGUAGCAACCCAAUGA